Molecule: messenger RNA, 1683 nt
Organism: Mytilus trossulus (common blue mussel)
Lineage: Eukaryota; Metazoa; Mollusca; Bivalvia; Mytilida; Mytilidae
Exons: 11
Coding region: 1-1683 (560 amino acids)
Source: RefSeq, a predicted model, not a curated record
AUGACAGGCGGUGGAUGGCUGGUUAUCCAAAGACGACUAGAUGGGUCGGAAGAUUUCUAUAGAGAUUGGACAGACUAUAAGAAAGGAUUUGGAAGCGUUUCGGGAGAAUACUGGCUUGGUAACGACAACAUCUUUAAUUUGUUGAAUGGAAAGUCGUAUAGUUUGAGAUUUGACAUAGAAAACGUGAAUGGAGAAUGGCGCUACGCCCAAUACGAUACUUUCAAAAUAGCAGACGAGUCUGACGAUUAUAGAUUAACAUUAGCUGGGUACAACGGAACAGCUGUUGCUAUAAACCCAAUAUGCCAUGGAACAUCAGAUAUUAAAAGGAAUAUGAAAUUUAUAUUAGAAAAGGAAGAGACAAUUGUUUCAAGUGAUUCAACCAUUACAACUCGUAAAGCAGAUUCUGUUAUACAAUGCACCAUGUUGUGUACUAGUGAACAGGAGUGUGAGACCGCAAGCUAUGAUCGUACAACAGAACAAUGCAGGUUGGAUUCCAACAGUAACCCACAGACAAAAACGAUUAAAACUGGAAUUCUUGUCUUUAAAAAUCACGAACCAACGGACUGCUCCAAAAUGCCCAACGGAAGUAUCAACGGCGUCUACAAGAUUUUUGUAAACAAUGUUAACAGAUAUCUUGAUGUAUAUUGUGAUAUGACAGCCGGUGGAUGGACGGUGAUUCAAAGACGACAAGAUGGUUCAGUAGAUUUUUAUAGAGACUGGUUACACUACAAGAAAGGAUUUGGCAACGUUUCUGGAGAAUACUGGCUAGUAUACCCAAUAUGCCAUGGAACAUCAGAUAUCAACAAUAAAAUGAAAUUUAUAUUAGAAAAGGAAGAGGGAAUUGUUUCAAGUGAUUCAACAAUUACAACUUUUAAAACAGAUUCUAUUAUACUAUGUACCUUUUUGUGUAUGAGCGAAAAGGAGUGUGAGACCGCAAGCUAUGAUCUUAUCACAGGACAGUGUAAAUUGGAUUCCGACUGUAACCCAAAGACAGAAAAAAUAGAAACUGGAAUUCUCGUCGUCAAGAAUCAAGAACCAACUGACUGCUCCAAAAUGCCCAUGGGAAGUAUCAACGGCGUCUACAAGAUUUUUACAAACAACAGAUGUAUAAAUGUGUAUUGCGAUAUGACAGACGAUGGAUGGACGGUGAUCCAAAGACGACAAGAUGGGUCAGUAGAUUUUUAUAGAGACUGGUUAGACUACAAGAAAGGAUUUGGCACCGUUUCUGGAGAAUACUGGCUAGGUAACGACAACAUCUUUAAUAUCUUGAAUGGAAAGUCGUAUAGUUUGAGAUUUGACUUAGAGAGGGGUUCUGGAGAGCGGAGCUAUGCUCAGUACGAGACAUUCAAAAUAGCAGACGAAUCUGACAAUUAUAGAUUAACAUUAGCUGGGUAUAGAGGAACAGCUGGGGAUGCCGUGAUGGACAUCUUCUCUCAAUUAUCCGGUCAACCAUUUUCAACCAAAGAUCGUGAUAAUGACAACUGGUCCGGUGGGCAAUGCACUUACUAUAUGAAAGCUGGAUGGUGGUAUGCUAAAGAAGCAUGGACUAAUUAUCGGUGCACCUUUGUCAAUCCAAAUGGAAAGUACAAUGGUGGAAUUGAAGAAGAAAGUGUCUACUGGUAUCCAUGGACAUUUUCAAACGAAGGUAUGAAAUCUGUCACAAUGAAGAUUAAACAUUCUUGA